GGAGGACCCGGCUUCCUCUCUAUGGUUCCCGCGGCUCAGAACGGCCGGUCACGUGAGGACCUGCGAAGGAGCGAAGAGGUGUUGUGUGGGUGCGGGCUGGCUGCGCACUGAUGGACAGUGAGGUGCAGAGGGAUGGGAGAAUCCUGGAUCUGAUUGACGAUGCUUGGAGGGAAGACAAGUUACCAUAUGAGGAUGUGGCAAUACCCCUAAAUGAACUUCCUGAACCAGAGCAAGACAAUGGUGGCACAACGGAGUCAGUAAAAGAACAAGAGAUGAAAUGGACGGAUUUGGCUCUGCAGUAUUUGCAUGAAAAUGUUCCUCCAACAGGAAAUUAGUGAAUCAGUGCUAUUUCCAGGAGUGAUUUCAGUUCAAGAUGAUGAUUUUUCAGCAGCGCUUCACUGUGCCCAGUCAAAUAAGAAGGAAAUAAGACGUUUAAAAUGGUCUCAGUUUAACCUACUUGUUGAAUUCCACAAGAAACAAAAUACAGUUGGAAAAUCCCAUAAAUAUGAUGCAAUUAUGACAUGAGCUAUAACUGCCAGACAGGCAUCAGAAUAUUUUCACAUUUAAAAAAUUUAAAAUAAUUGGUGUCUGAUAUUGAGAAUUAUUAAUAAGUUCGUUGCAAAGUUACCUUAAUCUUAAUUAUUUUUUGCAUACUUUUGAAGUAGUAGGUAUCAUUUCCCGAUGUUGGUUAUUGUUAUCAGAAUUAAUUUGGUGAAUAUUCAUGGUUGCUAUGGUGUUUUAUAGCCCCAUGGAUAUCCAUUUUGCAUUUUAGUGCCACUCUUUAGAGAUCAUAGUACAAAAACCAAGCAAUUUUGAACCAAUUUGUACUGCCUUUAACUGGCCUCUGGCACAGAAAGGUCAUUUGGGUCUGGGUAGAAAGAUUAGUCAGUGGGAUUAAGGCAGGGGUCAGCAGUCUUUAGGAGUGGCAGGAAUGCCACUUUUAUUGUGGCAAGAUGGUGCUUCCAACCUAGCUGCAGCCAGUACUACUUUUCCCUGCUGCAUCUAGACUUUCUUGCUUGGAUAAAAUUACUCUGUGCGUCAGUUUUGACCUGUGGGUUGCCAGCCCCUGAAUUAAGGGGCUGAAAUUUGUAAACACAAAGAGAGGAGGAAAGGUUCUUUCCAGUGAAGGCAACCUUGGAGUUUUUGCGUUCUGAUUGGAGAAUAUUUCCAGUGCUGACAUCCUGUGGUAUGUUGGCUAAGAUGCAUACUGUAAACACUUUAUAUUAAAAGACCUUGUUGAAAGUCA
Molecule: messenger RNA, 1246 nt
Organism: Gavialis gangeticus (Gharial)
Lineage: Eukaryota; Metazoa; Chordata; Crocodylia; Gavialidae
Gene: ANAPC13
Product: anaphase promoting complex subunit 13
Exons: 3
Coding region: 111-335 (74 amino acids)
Biological process (GO): protein K11-linked ubiquitination
Cellular component (GO): anaphase-promoting complex
Source: RefSeq, a predicted model, not a curated record